ACCAGCCAAAGCACAACAACAACAAAAACCGUCUCCCUGCCUGUCUGUCUUGCUUGCCUUCCUCUCUUCCUCCUCUUCCUUCCACCCAUCCUCCUCCCCCUUCCAUCCUCGAUCUGUCUCCUUCCCCUCGCCGGCUGAGCCACACCACGAGAUGGCGGACGCAGUUGUGAAGCUUCAGACGUUUGUGGCCCAUGCUGGGCAGGUCAACUGCGUGAGCAUUGGCCGCUCGUCACAUCGGUUCAUCGCCACAGGCGGUGAUGACCGCAAAGUGAACAUUUGGACUAUCGGUAACCCCGCCGCGCGCGUGUCACUUGUUGGACAUACGACGGCCGUGGAAGCUGUGCAGUUUGACAGCCAUGACCAAACGGUGGCCGCCGGCUCGUCUUCUGGCACUUUGAAAAUUUGGAACAUCGAUCAACCAAAGAAAUCACACACGCUGACCGGGCACAAGUCCAAUAUCCGCUGUCUCGAGUUUCACCCUUUCGGCGAGUUUAUUGCCUCGGGAUCCCUCGACACCAAUCUCAAGAUCUGGGACAUCAAGCGCAAGGGAUGCAUCCAAACGUACAAAGGGCACACGGACGCCAUCAACUGCCUGCGCUUCAGUCCCGAUGGCCACUGGGUUGUGAGCGGGUCUGAGGACGGUGCUAUCAAGCUGUGGGACCUGACGGCGGGAAAGCUCAUCACAGAGUUUCGUGAGCACCGCGCCGGCAUCACCUCGCUCGAGUUCCACCCGAACGAGUUUUUGCUCGCGUCCGGCAGUGCAGACAGGACGGUCAAGUUUUGGGAUUUGGAAUCGUUCAAAUGUGUAUCAACAUCGCACCCCGAGGCAUCACCGAUCAAGUGUUUGGCGUUUUCGGAUGACGGACAAGCAAUUUACAGCGGCGGCAACGACUCAUUCCGGCUUGUACGUUGGGAGGGGACUGUACAUAUUAGUUCAUAUGCACUCACUUCAUGCCGAGAGUUUAUUAGUGAUCUGGCCACAUCUGCAUACAAGGACAGCGUGUCUGUGUAUCUCGUGGACCUGAAGCGCGUCAACCACGACCGCGCAAACGCAAAGCAGACCAUCCCAACACCACUCGCACAGCAACAACAACAGCAACAACAGCAGCAGCAGCAGCAGCAGCAGCAGCAAACACCAUAUGCGCCGCCCGCAGUGGAUGUGUCGUCGACGUCGUCAGCAGCGCAGCAGUCAGCGGCGGUGGACGAGGGUGCAGGGGAGCUGGGCUUGACUAGCGGCAGCGGGAAGGCGCUGUGGAACAAGACGGACCGCGUGCUGAUUCCCGCCGUCCGCGAACGUCCGCUCGACCUCGACUUCAACGCUUUCUUGCCAGCGCCGCUUGCACAGGCGGCGGUGGCGGCGGAACAGUCUGAAGAUGAUGUGCUGCAGGCGACAGGCCAGGGCCACAGCACCAUCAUGGCCGUGAUGGGCACACGCGUGCGGCACGUGCAGACAUUCAGGCGCAUCUGGGAGCAAGGGAACCGCAGGGUCACGCUGUCGGAUGUGCUGGCCAUCCUCGUUGAUGAGCCGACGUCAUGGACGCUUGAUCUCGCUGUCGCCAUCGCCCCGGCGCUGGAGAACCUCGUCCGCAGCUCAUACGACAGUUACGUCGUGAACGCAUGCAACGUCAUUGCUCUCAUCACCAAGAGUUUCGGCACCCUCAUCAGAGAUUCUGUGCGUACGCCGCCGUCCGGCCAUGGCAUAGACAUCACGCGAGAGGAGAGCAACGCUGACGACUACCCACCACGCCUGCGCCUGUCCUCCAACAGACACGAAAAGUGCUCGCUGUGCUACGAGAACCUGAUGGUUGCGCGCGAGGCGUUGAGCGAACGCACGGGGGCGACGGGCAAAGUUGGCAGCGCCGCGCGGCGGGCCGAGAAGGCGCUGUCCAUCUUCGGGCCCAUGCAAACAUCGUGA
Salpingoeca rosetta is the source of this 1915-nucleotide messenger RNA. RefSeq lists its product as uncharacterized. The transcript is spliced from 16 exons. NCBI's taxonomy places the organism in Eukaryota, Choanoflagellata, Craspedida, Salpingoecidae. The coding region runs from base 152 to 1915 and encodes 587 amino acids. The record is from RefSeq and is a predicted model, not a curated record. Gene Ontology annotation, molecular function: microtubule binding. Gene Ontology annotation, cellular component: katanin complex. Gene Ontology annotation, biological process: microtubule depolymerization; microtubule severing.